Messenger RNA from Octopus sinensis (East Asian common octopus), 1618 nucleotides. RefSeq lists its product as uncharacterized. The record is from RefSeq and is a predicted model, not a curated record. Lineage: Eukaryota; Metazoa; Mollusca; Cephalopoda; Octopoda; Octopodidae. The transcript has 6 exons. The coding region runs from base 658 to 1518 and encodes 286 amino acids.
GGUCUUGACUCUCUACCUGAUAUUAUCGGUCACACCUCAUUCAACAACAUCUAACUAAUUCAUCCAGAGAAAAAUAUAACACACAAACAAAUCGAAAACUAUCAAUAUAUUGCCAGGUUAAAUUGAAACUGUUAGUUCACCAAGCGUAUAGAAACAGGUGACUUGUUUUGAGAGGUGUGUUUGCAAAAAGCGAUGAAUAGAAGCGGUCAUUCUAAGGAAAAUUAACAAAGCCGAGGGUGAAACUUACUUACAGUCUUGAAAGCGAAGUAGUUUGUUAAGAAAGAAACGACAAUAUAAGACACAAAGUUUAAGACCGUGUUUAAGAAAAGUGAAAAAACCAGCCGACAGCUUUUAGAGUUAGAAGAGAAGAGGAUUCAAGUUGCAAAUUUAUUUUAAUAAGGGUGGAAAAAACCCGAAGAUAUUGUUUAAAGAACUUAUCAUCAUUUGGAAGCGAAUGCAAAAAGAAAUCAACGGUGAUAUAUCCUAAGUUUUUCUUGAAUUGUCAGAACGAAGAGAAUAGAAAUAAAUGAAAGAAAGCCUGUUUGUCGAAACUAGAAAGUGACAUUAAAAGGCAGACGACAUUUUUUCCAGUGGGACACGUCUGGUUUGUCGAUUUUCAACUAAAAGUGAAGUUAAUCUUACAACUCUGAAACAGUCAUGAAUCUUAAAGGAAUACAAACAUCAAUUCAGUAUCAUUUGCUUCUCAUAUUGCUGUCAGAAUUGACUCUUCUACAUUUUGCGACUCCGAAAGCUGGAAAACCAGCGUGUAUCAACGUCCGAUUCGCGGAAAUAACCAAAUCAAAGUGCUUAUCUGCUCGGAAUACAACGUAUGGCACCGUAUCGUCUGCUAAUGACAUCGUAUCGUCUGCUAAUGACCACGUAUCGUCUGCUAAUGACCACGUACCGUCUGCUAAAGACACCGUAUCGUCUGCUAAUGACGCCGUAUCGUCUGAUAAUGACUGUGCGUCUCGAUGUACCUCCCACAGUGAGUGCGGAUAUUUUAGCUACUGCGAUGGUUCGUGUCAUAUACAUCAAUGGUUUUACGACGAAGAAAUUAAAGAUUACGAUUGCCACUGUUCAUCGUAUAUUUUGCUCUCUGGAAACGGUACAGACUGGCAGAAAGUGUUUAAGAUGACUAAAAACUCAUUUGAAAGAAGUCCUUUGUAUUUAUACUGGGACAAACUGCCUAUUAAAAAGGUGAGAUUUCGAGCGAGAAAAGAAUAUGAGAAGGACGACUUCAUAACAUUCAACGGGAAAGGGACGAAUUCUACAUCAUGGUUCCAGAAAGAUAAAAUCAUUGAAAAUUCAAACGAGAAUUGGGUUCCACGGAAAUUUACUUUCAUAGAAAAGGACCCCUAUUUUAGGAUCGAGAUGAAAGUUGGAACAGGAGAAAAACGAUUCAUCGCUGCUAGAAAAAAGGGAACCCAUGAAGAGUUUGAUAUUUCUAUCAAAAACGAAGACGAAAAAAGUGUCUUCAGAAAAUACAACGCUUUGAUCAUCUCAGUGAUUUUGAUGUAGAGUUUCUUAAACGAGGGACAUAUUCAUACGGCACUGAAUAUUUUCACCUCAAUAGACAUCAGUGAUUGGUUGAAAUUGCAGAAAUUGAAGAAAAGUAAAA